Messenger RNA from Stegastes partitus (bicolor damselfish), 2332 nucleotides. It is a transcript of the gene cyp2y3, whose product is annotated as cytochrome P450, family 2, subfamily Y, polypeptide 3. Gene Ontology annotation, molecular function: heme binding; oxidoreductase activity, acting on paired donors, with incorporation or reduction of molecular oxygen, reduced flavin or flavoprotein as one donor, and incorporation of one atom of oxygen; iron ion binding. Bases 48 to 1526 code for a protein of 492 amino acids. Gene Ontology annotation, cellular component: intracellular membrane-bounded organelle; cytoplasm. Lineage: Eukaryota; Metazoa; Chordata; Actinopteri; Pomacentridae. The record is from RefSeq and is a predicted model, not a curated record. Gene Ontology annotation, biological process: xenobiotic metabolic process. The transcript is spliced from 9 exons.
GACCCGCACAGGCGACGCGGGACACAGCGCUUGGUUCGUGGACCAUCAUGGAUUUCUUCGGCACCUUGGUGUUGCUCGGCUUAAUUUUAGCCUUACUGUGGCUGUUAAGCCUAAAGAGCCGCAGUCGCUGGCGUUUGCCCCCAGGACCCUCUGGUCUGCCUUUAAUAGGAAACUUACUGCAACUGGACAAACGAGCUCCGUUCAAAACUCUGCUAAAGCUCAGUGAGACCUACGGCCCAGUGAUGACGGUGUACCUGGGCCCUCAGCGCGCCGUGUUUCUGGUGGGGUAUGAAGCUGUGAAGGAGGCGUUGGUGGACCAAGCAGAGGAUUUCACUGGCAGAGGACCUGUUCCUUUCAUAAUGAGGGCUACCAAAGGCUAUGGAUUGGUAGUCAGCAAUGGAGAGCGCUGGCGACAGUUACGACGCUUCACGCUGACAACUCUGAGAGACCUUGGGAUGGGCCGCAAAGGCAUGGAGGAGUGGAUCCAGGAGGAGAGCAAGCACCUGGUGGACCGUAUGAGUGGUACCAAUGCCGUACCAUUUGAUCCGACCUACUUCCUGAGCUGCUCCGUGUCCAACGUGAUCUGCUGCAUGGUGUUUGGUCAGCGUUUCACCUAUGACGACAAGGACUUCCUGCACCUUCUGCAAAUAAUCGCAGAAACCCUGAGAUUUGGCAGCAGUCCCUGGGGUCAGCUGUACAACAUCUUCCCUCGGCUGAUGGAACGGCUGCCGGGCCAACAGCACAGAGUGUUUGCCAACAUUGAAAAGCUGAGACAGUUUAUGAUGACAAAGAUCCAGGAACACCAGGACACUCUGGACCCCGGCUCACCGAGAGAUUACAUUGACUGUUUCCUUAAUAGACUCAGUCAGGAAAAGGACAUUCCCACAACUGAGUUCCAUCUUGACAACUUGGUGUCAACAGUGUUGAAUCUGUACCUGGCAGGAACGGAAACCUCCAGCUCGACCAUCAGAUACGCACUAAAUUUACUGAUCAAAUACCCUAAAAUACAAGAGACUAUGCAGCAGGAGAUUGACACUGUGGUUGGCCGCACGCGUUGUCCUUAUAUGGAGGACAGGAAGUCCCUCCCCUUUACAGAUGCAGUCAUCCAUGAAAUUCAGCGCUGUAUGGAUAUUGUCCCCCUGGGCGUCCCUCACUAUGCUCUCCAAGACAUCUCUUUCAGGGGUUAUACAAUUCCCAAGGGUACAUUAAUUUUCCCCAUGCUGCACUCUGUGCUGAAAGAGGAGAAACAGUGGGCCACCCCCUGGUCCUUUAAUCCCCAACACUUCCUGGACCAGGAGGGCAACUUUAAGAAAAACCCUGCCUUCCUGCCAUUCUCUGCAGGAAAGAGAUCUUGUGUUGGAGAGUCCCUCGCUCGCAUGGAGAUUUUCCUCUUCAUCGUGUCACUUCUGCAGAGUUUCACCUUUUCCUGCUCUGAAGGACCCGACAGCAUUGACCUCAGCCCUGAGUACAGCAGCUUCGCCAAUCUGCCUCGCAAAUACAUGAUCAUCGCAACUCCCAGGUGCUGAUGAUGUUUUAAAGGAAGGAAAGAUUUUUGAACCUUUCGUCUGGCAUUCAUCCUACGAAAAGUCAGGAUUCUGUUAUAGAUGUUCUGUAUGGACUUCUUCAGAUGUGUGCUGUAUGCCACACUUCCAGAAAACAGAGUGAAAUAUUUCCAGCUAAGCCUACAUUUAUGGUUUUGUCAUAACACUAAAUUGGAAAUGUAUGAACAUCUCAUUUCUAUUUUUAAUAAGAUAAACCAAAGUGAGUAAACACAGAUGUUUAGGCUCAACCAAGGAUUAAAAGUGCUACCAAGAAUUUUCUGUACUUCACAUGUCACAAUGGUAUUUCCCUUUUUUUUUUUUAGUGUUUACUGACACCCUCAGAAUACACAUUGCACUAUUGAAAGUUUAUUUACUAUGUUGUGAAUAAUCUAAUUUCAUCUCAAAGAGCAGAUUAAGCCUGAUUGUGUCAUUUUUGUACAAUUGAUCAAAACCACCUGUCAUUUCAGCAGAUAUCUAAAUACUGGAAGCUUGUUUUUUUUUUUUUGUGGAGGUUUAUUUUCACCCUUUAAACAGGAACGGGUUGGAAAGUCAUGUAUGGUGAGGUAGGAAUCUGUACUUUUUUUUUUAUAAUAAUUUUUGGGCUUUUUGUUUUAGAGCAGUAGAGAUAGACAGGAAAGGGGGGAGAGGAAUGGGGAGAGCCCUGCAGCAAAGGGAGUCAAAUGGGGAACUACAGCCCUUGUUCAUGGGUCGCCCGCUCAACUAGGUGAGCUAUAGGCGGGCCCGAUAUCUGUACUUUAAUGCAUGAAUCACAAAAUAAAACACGAAAACAA